GCCUUUGGACCUGGGCCAUCCCCAACCACCGUUACAAUGGCAUCAAAUAUCCUCCAGCUACCAUUCCGACGAACGCACCCCGUCUCACUCGCGGAUGCCAUCACCCAGUACAUCUCCUCCAAAUAUGACCAGCGCCCAGACAUGUUCGCGGAAGAUCUCCUGAUCAUCGACCGGCUACGGUCAGAGGCUAUAAACGUCCAGGAGCCACAUAUCAGCGGGAUUAGUCGGCUAGUCACGUACGCGGCGCAGCUGAAAUGGAUCGGCGGGAAAUUUCCAAUUGAUAUUGGUGUCGAUUUUUCGUGGUAUCCUGCCUUUGGAUUCAAUACGUCGAGACCAGUUUCACAAAAUAAUCUGCGAUUUGAGCUUGCAAAUAUCACCUUCAAUCUCGCCGCAUUGUACUCGCAGCUUGCCUUUUCUCUGAACCGCACCACCUCCGAUGGACUCAAACAGGCCUGCAAUUACUUUUGCCAGGCGGCUGGCGUGCUUGCGCACCUGCGAACCGAUAUUAUACCUGAUCUCCGCUCAUCGCCCCCGGAAGAUAUGGAUGAUGUCACGCUGGAGAGUCUGGAACUGCUGCUCCUUGCGCAGGCGCAGGAAUGUUUUUGGCAGAAAGCCGUCAAGGACGGGCUAAAGGAUGCGUCGAUUGCGAGGCUAGCGGCCAAGGUGUCGGAUUUCUAUGCCGACUCCGGCGACCUGGCGGUUAAGUCGAAUGCGAUCAGCACCGACUGGAUUCACCACAUGACGGCGAAGCACCACCAUUUUGCCGCCGCGGCACAGUACCGCCAGUCCCUUGACUGCCUGGAGAAGCGCAAGUACGGAGAGGAGGUUGCACGGCUGCGAGACAGUCUCCUCUGUAUAAAUGAGGCGUUGAAAGAGGCGCGCUGGAUCAACCGCACGGUACUGGGUGACCUCAACGGUCUCAAAAGCCGCGUGACGGAGGACCUGAAGCGAGCCGAAAAGGACAACGACGUCAUUUAUCUCAACCCGAUUCCGCCCAAGUCAGAGCUCAAGACCAUCGAACGGGCAAGUAUGGUGGCUGCCAAAGCCACAUCCCAGGUGACCGACGCGAUCUCGAUGCUCGGAGACAACGGCCCGCUCGGGCAACCUUUGUUCUCCAAGCUGGUGCCCUAUGCAGUACACAUUGCCGCAAGCAUCUACUCUGACCGAAGGGAUCGACUGAUCAACGACACAAUCAUUGGGGGCCUGGAGACCAUGACAGAUAAGCUAAGAGAUUUGCUAUCUUCCCUCAAUCUCCCCGGAUCUCUGCAAGCGCUGGAAAAGCCUCUGGGCCUGCCGCCGACUCUAGUCUCACAUGCCGAGGAGAUGCGACAGCAGGACGGACAGUACCGCCUGCGCCGGUCUCUUGAGGACACAGCAAAGAUCAAAGCCAACGACAAGGCUGUGUACCAGGAAGGCGUUGAGAUUCUGGCAGCCGAAAAGGCGGAGGACGAUGCGGCCCGUCGUAAAUACGGCACCGAGCGGUGGUCGAGAGAAGCGUCCGAGGUGGCAGGGCUGAAGGUGUACACGACAUCGACCGAGAUCAAUGGCUACUUCACCUCUGCACAGAGCAGCGAUGAGCUGGUGGAGCGCAAGAUGAAGGACUCGGAGGCCGUUUUCCGCGUACUGACGGGAACCAAUCGAGACCUCGAGGCGUAUGUGCCCAGCAGCCGCCGGGCGGCGAUCACGCCCGAGGCGGAGCGCGAAUCAAUCAGGCUGCGCAGCUGUUUGAACGAUGUGAGUCGAUUGGAGAACCGCCGGAAACGACGGAUCCAGACGGUCAAGGACAAGGGGAGGUCGGACGACAUCAACCCUGUGCUCCUAAAAGAAGCGGCUCGACUGGAACGCGAGUUCCCCAUGCAGCCUAUCCAGGCGAGCCAGUUUGAAGAACUGUUUGAACAGCACCUGCGGCUGUACGACGCGGACGUGGAGAUGGUGGAUCAAGAGCAGCACGAGCAGGAGCAGCUCGCCGCGCAGGUGCGCGAGGCGAACCGCGCCUUCACCAAGGCGCACAAGGGGGAUGCGUCGAUGCGGGAGCGAGAGAAGGCCCUGCAGGAGCUAGAGACCGGGUACCUGAAGUACAAGGAGAUCAUCUCCAACCUGGAGGUCGGGCGCAAGUUCUACAACGACCUGGCCAAGAUUGUCGCCCGCUUCCGCGACGACAGCAAGGCGUUUGUCCACCAGCGGCGCAUGGAAGCCAGCCAACUAGAAGCAGAUAUAUCGAACAUCACCGCCAUGGCCUCGCUCAACAUCUCUCGUCCACCGCAGCAUCAACCGCCUCCACAAGCUCAAGCUCCCUACGCCGCACCACUGCAAGCCCAAGUCCGUCCAUCUGCACCGCCUACCAGUGCGAACCCGCUGACAGCACCGCAGCCGACGCGGACGGGGCCUACGCCAGGAAUGUGGACUCCCGACAUGGGGAUCCGGUUUGGCAAGUAAGACAUAUAUAUAGAAGAAUAAACCAAUCAUCAUUCCAGGCGUGUUGGUUGUUAUUGGGAUAUGUUCAAAACAUGCAUGGCCUUCUCCCUCGUUUCAACCUCCAGAUCCUCCCUUGUAGAGAAGACAGUGAAGCACACCCUCCACUUCUCCCAUAGAUCUAUAUCUCUAGCCACCAUUCUAGAGGACAAGACACG
This is a messenger RNA of Penicilliopsis zonata CBS 506.65, 2630 nucleotides long. RefSeq lists its product as hypothetical. Gene Ontology annotation, molecular function: protein binding. Lineage: Eukaryota; Fungi; Ascomycota; Eurotiomycetes; Eurotiales; Aspergillaceae. Gene Ontology annotation, cellular component: endosome. The transcript has 7 exons. The coding region runs from base 37 to 2436 and encodes 799 amino acids. The record is from RefSeq and is a predicted model, not a curated record.